CAAAAAUGUACACGCUAACCGUACCACUGCCAUAGCUUAUUGUACGCCAAAUCCUAAUGAUUUAAUCCCUCAGACCUAGGCUGAGAUGAAAUAAGCCGUCGAUUCUUUUAAAAACAAUCGCUAAAAAGGCCAUGGCGAUUAAAGAUAGGGAUGCCCUGUUGAAAGAAUGCGAAAUUUCAACAACAACAGAUCCAAUCGAAAGUUCUGGGGGAAAAUACUCAUUCUGGACGAAGAGAGACAAGAUCAAAUGGACAUCAUGCCUUUUUUUCGGCACAGCUACUCUAUACUCUGCAAGGACAAUAAUGCCAGUGUGUAUUGUGUCCAUAUCCAAAGAAAUGGGAUGGGAUAAAACUGAAUCUGGAACUGUACUGUCUGGGUUUUUCUGGGGCUACACCAUGACCCAGUUUCUAGGUGGCUAUUUGAGCGACAGAGUGGGAGGGGAUGUUGUAUUGCCUAUAGCAGCUUGCCUGUGGUCACUCAUGUGUUUUUGGACACCCCAGUUGGUCUACUUGUCAACAAACCAUCACAACUCUCUAUACAUCAUGGUUGUUUCAAGAGUUCUCCUUGGAAUUUUCCAAGGUUUUCAUUAUCCUGGAAUAACGAGCCUCAUCUCACGCAAAGUGUCACAACAGGAAAGAUCCUUCACUUACAGUAUAAUAUCAUCAGGCUCACAAUUUGGCACAUUGUUAGUUGGAUGUGUAGGUUCUUUGCUAACAGAAUAUUAUGGAUGGUCAGUGCCUUUUUAUGCCAUAGGUGUGUGUGGACUGUCUUGGAUGCUGUUUAUUCGCUAUGUCUUAAUAGCUAGACAACAGAAGACCAUCAGUUUGUCUUUAAAUGAAGCCCAGUUGUUAGAAAAUAAACAAAACGCACCAGAGAAAACAUCAGUGCCUUGGGUUGUCCUUUUUACUAAGCCUGCAUUUUGGUCACUGCUUGUUGGUCAUUACUGUGAAAACAAUGCCUUUUAUAUUUUAAUGUCUUGGAUGCCAACAUACUUUCAUGAAAAUUUUCCUACUGCCAAGAGUUGGGUGUUUAACGUUGUGCCGUGGAUGAUAUCCAUUCCUAGCACAGUGGGAAGCGGAUGGUUAGCCGAUAAUAUGAUCUCUAAGGGUUAUUCAGUAACUUUUGUCAGAAAGACAAUGCAGACUGUAACAUUUUGUGGAACUGCCUUCUUUCUGUUUCUAAUAUCAUACGUAAAAAGCUAUGAAGGUUGUUUGAUAUGCAUGGCUAUGGCUAUAGCCUGCUGUGGUUUCCACCAUAGUGGAAUCUCUGUCAACCCACAAGACAUUGCUCCCAAACAUGCUGGUUCUGUGUUUGGUCUUAUGAAUAUGGCUGGUGCUAUUCCAGGUUUCAUUGGUGUUUAUAUUGCUGGUCAUGUCCUGGAGGUGACUAAAAGCUGGAAUGCUGUAUUUGGACAGACAGCAGUGGUUUGUCUAUUUGGAUGGGUUGUUUACACUUUAUUUGGAACUGGGAAAAAAAUUAUUUAAAACACUUUUGUAAAUAAGAUUACAAACAAAAUUACAGAUAAUGAGUACAUAUUUAUUUAUUUUAAAAAUCUCAUAAUUGCUUAAGAUUGCAUUUAAUUCCAUGACUAAAACAUAAAAAUAAGCUUUUUAAACACAAAUAUAAAAUUGUUUAUUGUGAACUGUGAUGCUUGGAGAUUAUUAUUAUCCUUAAGAAAAGAGCAUAUAUUUUAUUUUAAAUGAUUCAUCAUAUUAAUAUAAAACUAUUUAUUACAUCACAGAAAAUAUUUUACCUCUAAAUUUUAUAUUUGUUUUAGAACUUACUUUUGUUCCACAUUUUUGCUUGUAAAUAUAACUCUACAUUUGCUUGUUUGCUUGGUCCAUGUAUACCGGUAUAUAAUAAUUGAUAUAGGUUGUAUUAUUUAUUAGCAACUUAUUGUGUUUUAUUUUAAAACCACAAUUUUCAAACAAAGGAUUCCAGGGGAUGAAUGAAAUCAAAAUAAUUGCUCAAUGAUCUCAUGUAUUUAAAACUGAUUCAUAAAAUCAUAUUUUCCCAUUUUUUAAAGUUGUAAAAUAAUCACUUUCAUCCACGCUGACAUGUAAUUAAAGUUCACUAAAAUUAACUAUCACAGGGGAAAACAACAACAAAACUCUUACCAACAUAGCUAUUUUAUAAAAUCUUCUAAGUGCAGGUCACUCAAUGAUAUUACAGUUUGUGAUAUAUUAGACCGAUUUGUUGAAAAUCCAAGGCUCUAGUACACAUUAAUACCAAUACCUCACGGUAGAACUUGGUUGCCAAAAUUUUUACUUUAAAAAAAUGAUACUAGUUGCAAUUUUUCUGCACUGUAUUCAGUAGAGUAAAAUAACAAAAUUGUUAACAUUAUAUGACUUAAAAUAUUUGUUUCUGAAUUGAUUUUAGUUUUUUUCUUCUUUGUAGCUCAUUGUGAUAAAAUGAUCAUCCACUUUUGUCAAUUUUGGCUUUAAAAUAUACAAUAUCUUGCUGUGGGAUUUAUAUUAGUAAUAUUAAUUAUAUAAUUUUAAUGCUGCUUCUGUGUUCACUCAUUUGCUAUUGGCAGAAAUGUUAAAAAUUAUUGUGCAAUUUACAUUUGCUUUUUUUGUUCUAUUAAUUUCAAAUCGAAUGGAGAUCUUUGUCUGGGCAAAGCUUCUUUGUCAAUGUAGCGGAUCACCCUGAAAUUUUGAAACUUGCAAGAGAUAGGGUAGAUCAUGUCAUGCUAACAAAGUGCCCAGGUUGAUUUGAAAUUGUGUUUUUUGUUAGAGGAAUUUCAGGGUUUUAUAGCAUUGGGGAGUGCCUGGGCAGUUGAAUGUUUAUUCCUCGAGGCACCAGAGGCAGUCUCAGCUUCUCCCCAAUGUUUAUGUUGAUAAAAGAACAAAGUACCACCAAGAGUGGACCACCUUUCUCACCCCACCCAAUGCUGUUGUGUCAUGUGAUUACCUUAUGCUAUUGUCAUCAGGUUAGAAAUUU
Molecule: messenger RNA, 2943 nt
Organism: Physella acuta
Lineage: Eukaryota; Metazoa; Mollusca; Gastropoda; Physidae
Product: voltage-gated purine nucleotide uniporter SLC17A9
Biological process (GO): ATP transport; transmembrane transport
Molecular function (GO): transmembrane transporter activity
Source: RefSeq, a predicted model, not a curated record